Molecule: messenger RNA, 510 nt
Organism: Thermothelomyces thermophilus ATCC 42464
Lineage: Eukaryota; Fungi; Ascomycota; Sordariomycetes; Sordariales; Chaetomiaceae
Exons: 4
Coding region: 1-510 (169 amino acids)
Cellular component (GO): cytosol
Molecular function (GO): GMP kinase activity
Source: RefSeq, a predicted model, not a curated record
AUGACACCGCACCUCGCUUUGUUCCCUGCAAAAGCUCCUAUGGCCGAAGGACUUCACAAUCGUCGCCCGAUUGUCAUUUCCGGGCCCUCAGGGGUCGGCAAAGGGACGCUUUGCCAGAGACUGUUAAAUGCGCACCCGCAAAUAUUCGCAUUCAGCACUGAGGGCUCAUCCUACUACUUCGUCUCGCAAGACGAGUCCGAAUCGCUCAUCGCCGAGGACGCGUUCAUCGAGCACGUUGAGUUCAACGGCAACCUGUCCGGCACGAGCAAGCAGACAGUCAUUGACCAGUCCGCGAAUGGGUCCAUUGUCUUGCUCGAUAUUAACAUGGAGGGCGUUAAGCAGCUGAAGCAAGAACAGUGGAAGGCGGACGGCCAGAUCAACCCGCGGUUUGUCUUCGUCAAGCCGCCGGGUCCCGACGUCCUCGAGGCGCGCCUUCGGGGUCGGGGUACUGAGGAUGAGGAGAGCAUUCAGAAGAGGGGAGAAGUUAUAUGGGUUGAAAAUACUAAGUGA